Messenger RNA from Pteropus alecto (black flying fox), 3757 nucleotides. RefSeq names its product HPS5, biogenesis of lysosomal organelles complex 2 subunit 2 (gene HPS5). Gene Ontology annotation, cellular component: cytoplasm. The record is from RefSeq and is a predicted model, not a curated record. Gene Ontology annotation, biological process: developmental pigmentation. Lineage: Eukaryota; Metazoa; Chordata; Mammalia; Chiroptera; Pteropodidae. Gene Ontology annotation, molecular function: protein binding. The transcript is spliced from 23 exons. The annotation marks the transcript as partial.
UCCCUCCCGCGCCGGUUCCCGCUUGUUUCAUUUUCUCUCGCCGGCUUCAAGUGAUGAAAGGUGCCGGUAUCCUGGAUGGCGCACUCCUUUGGCCUAGAGAGCCUCGGGUCGCAGCUUGAACUGUGUCUUAGGCCGGCAGCUGCCUGCUGACUACAGGCCGCGGAGAGCGUAAUUGCGACCGCGGCCUGAGGGGGAGGGGCCACACGCAAGCUGGGGCGUAACCUGUCACGUGACGAGGAAGUACCGUUAACAGUGCUGUCCUGGCGUCCCCGGCGCUCCGGGAUGACGUAAGCCAAGGAGAGGAGGAGCGAGAGGGGAGACAAGCUCCGGUGCAGCUCCAGCGCUGGGUUUUAUUCAGGAAUACUAUGCCUAUCAUUAAACACAGUUCCAACUUUCUGGCUAAAUGACUUUUGUGCCAAUGAUACAGGAGCCCUACAGCCAUGUUCUUGCAGAGUUUGAGACUCUGGAUCCAUUACUUUCAGCCCUGAGGCUGGACUCCAGUCGUCUAAAGUGUACAAGCAUAGCUGUAUCUCGGAAAUGGUUGGCUUUGGGCAGUUCGGGAGGAGGUCUCAAUAUCAUUCAAAAAGAAGGCUGGAAGCACAGGCUUUUUCUUUCACACAGGGAAGGUGCAAUUUCUCAGGUUGCUUGUUGUUUACAUGAUGAUGAUUAUGUUGCUGUAGCUACCAGUCAAGGUCUUGUCGUUGUUUGGGAAUUAAAUCAAGAGCGGCGUGGGAAACCAGAACGAAUUUGUGUGUCUUCAGAGCACAAAGGCCGAAAAAUUACAGCUCUCUGUUGGGAUACAGCUAUUCUUAGAGUUUUUGUAGGUGAUCACAUGGGGAAGGUUUCUGCCAUCAAACUCAACACUUCUAAGCAAGUAAAGGCAGCUGCUGCCUUUGUGAUGUUUCCCGUUCAGACAAUAACAACAGUUGACUCCUGUGUUGUCCAGUUAGAUUAUUUGGAUGGAAGACUACUUAUAUCUUCGCUUACUCGAUCCUUCUUGUGUGACACCGAGAGAGAGAAAUUUUGGAAAAUUGGAAACAAGGAAAGAGAUGGAGAAUAUGGAGCUUGUUUCUUCCCUGGGAGAUGUUCUGCGGGCCAGCAACCCCUAAUAUAUUGUGCUCGCCCUGGCUCCAGGAUGUGGGAAGUGAACUUUGAUGGAGAAGUUAUAAGUACACAUCAGUUUAAGAAGCUCCUCUCAUCGCCACCUCUGCCUGUGAUUACUCUAAGAUCUGAACCGCAGUAUGAUCAUACAGUUACAUCCUCCCAGUCUUUGUCUUUCCCCAAACUCUUGCAUAUUAGUGAGCAUUGUGUGUUGACUUGGACAGAAAGAGGAAUUUAUAUUUUCAUUCCUCAGAAUGUUCAAGUUCUUCUUUGGAGUGAAGUCAAAGAUAUUCAGGAUGUAGCUGUCUGUAAGAAUGAGCUGUUCUGUUUGCACCUAAAUGGGAAAAUAUCACAUCUUUCCCUCUUAUCUGUGGAACGCUGUGUGGAACGCCUGCUAAGGAGAGGCCUGUGGAAUCUGGCUGCUUGCACUUGCUGUCUUUUCCAAAAUUCUGUCAUUGCUGGCAAAGGAAGAAAAUCUUUGACUGUAGAUAAAUUGGAGUAUUUGAAAUCUCAGCUGGAUAUCACAACCUCUAGUGAUCUGAUUUCUCAACUGGAAGAAUUGAUCUUAAAAUUUGAACCUUUGGAUUCAGCUUGCAGUAGUAGAAGAAGCUCCAUUUCAUCACAUGAAAGUUUCAGCAUCUUGGACUCUGGUAUUUAUCGUAUCAUUAGUAGUAGAAGAGGCAGUCAGUCGGAUGAAGACUCUUGUUCCCUUCACAGCCAGACCCUCUCAGAAGAUGAGAGACUUAAAGAAUUCACCUCACAACAAGAAGAGGACCAACCAGAUCAGUGUUUCAGCUCACAUGGAAAUGAAGACAAUGUUUCUCGUGUUCCGGUGACGUAUGAGACAGAUAAGAAUGAAACUUUUCUCCCCUUUGGCAUUCCAUUAUCAUUUCGCUCUCCAUCUCCUCUUGUGUCUCUUCAGGCUGUCAAGGAAAGUGUUUCAAGCUUUGUACGUAAAACUACUGGGAAGAUUGGCACCCUUCAUACGAGCCCUGAUCUGAAAGUGAGACCAGAACCCAAGGGUGAUGAGCAGUCAUGUGAAGAAGAUGUGAGUCCAGUCACCUGCCCAAAGGAGGAAGAUACUGAGGGAAAACAAGAAGUAACUAGUCAACCUUCAGAGGAAGAUAAGUUCCAAGAGCUUAAAAUAGCAACAGUAGAAGCAGUGACCAAGCUGCAGGACCCACUGGUUUUAUUUGAACCCAAGUCUCUGAGAAUGGUUUUGCAGGAGUGGCUUUCACAGUUAGAAAAAACAUUUGUCAUGAAGGACUUUUCAGGCAUUUCAGAUACUGGCAACUCAUCCAUGACAUCAAACCAGGAUGUGCUAUCGCUUGAUGAGUCACAAAAGGGAAUAUUAGAUGAAGAUAAUGAAAGAGAAAAAAAGGACUCUUUAGGCAAUGAAGACACUGUUGAUCAAACAUCUUGUGAAUCUGUAAAUAGUCUGAGGGAGCCCUUGGAUGACCUUUUUCGAGUAUGUCCUCCAUGCAGCAUAGCAAACAGUCUCCAGAAGGACCUCGCUGAAUUGACAACAUUAUGUUUGGAAUUGAAUGUAUUGAAUUCUGAGAUCAAAAGCACAAAUGGACAUGUGGACCACACUUCACAACAGUGCUCUCCUGAAAUUCUGGCUUGUCAGUUCCUAAAGAAGUACUUUUUUCUUCUGGACUUGAGGAGAGCAAAAGAGAGUAUCAAGCUUAGUUAUGCUAACAGCCCUUGUGUUUGGGAUACUUUUGUCGAAGGAUUGAAAGAAAUGGCAAGUUCAAAUCCUACAUAUAUGGUAACGGAAGAAGGCGAUUUACCAACAAGAUUAAAGUUAGUAGAUGACUCGGUCCCUUUUGACAGUCCUUUAUUGAUUGCUUAUGCUGCCCAAUUAUAUGAGAAGUUUGGGGAAUCUGCCCUUCGAUCCUUGAUCAAGUUUUACCCAUCUAUUUUGCCUUUGGAUGUUAUGCAACUUUGUCAUCAUCAUCCUGCUCAGUUUUUGGCCUAUUUAGAUAGUCUGGUGAAAUCAAGACCUGAAGAUCAACGGCCAUCCUUCCUUGAGUCCCUUCUACAACCAGAGUCUUUAAGAUUGGAUUGGCUGCUUUUGGCAGUGUCCCACGAUGCUCCCCCAAGCACAAGCACUCUGGAUGAUGAAGGAAACCCCAGGCCUCAUUCACACUUGUUUUCCUGGGGUUACAGUCAGCUGAUCCUUCAUCUGAUUAAACUACCUGCAGAUUUUACAACCAAAGAAAAAAUGACUGACAUCUGCAGGUCUCGUGGUUUCUGGCAUGGAUAUCUUACUCUCUGUUUGGAGCUGGAGAGAAGAAGAGAAGCCUUCACCAACAUUGUGUAUCUGAAUGAUAUGAGCCUGAUGGAAGGGGACAGUGGUUGGAUCCCAGAGACCAUGGAGGAAUGGAAGCUGCUUCUACAUCUUGUGCAGAACAAGAGCACAAAGCCAGUCCCCCAGAAGUCACCAAAUGGGAACUUCAGUGAUGGACCUUCCCCUAUCAACGUGGAGAAUGUGGCACUGCUAUUAGCUAAGGCCAUGGGUCCAGAUCGGGCCUGGUCACUGCUACAGGAAUGUGGUUUGACCCUUGAGCUGUCAGAGAAGUUUACCAGAACCUGCGAUAUCCUGAGGAUUGCCGAGAAAAGGCAGAGAGCUUUGAUACAAAGCAUGCUUGAA